Messenger RNA from Saccostrea echinata, 2344 nucleotides. RefSeq names its product dnaJ homolog subfamily C member 2-like. Lineage: Eukaryota; Metazoa; Mollusca; Bivalvia; Ostreida; Ostreidae. Bases 78 to 1940 code for a protein of 620 amino acids. Gene Ontology annotation, cellular component: cytosol. Gene Ontology annotation, biological process: regulation of translational fidelity; 'de novo' cotranslational protein folding. Gene Ontology annotation, molecular function: ribosome binding; Hsp70 protein binding. The record is from RefSeq and is a predicted model, not a curated record. The transcript is spliced from 18 exons.
AAGUUGUUUUCGGUGGCUCACAUGUUUUUCUCUGCGUAUUUUUGUCGGCACAUGUGAUUACAAUAUUUAGUAGGACUAUGUUUCUUUUACCUGCUUCAGAUGAUGCUGUUACAUCAGUUGUAGCACCGUUGUCAGCACCAGUAAAAGCCUCGUUUGAACCAGCUGGACGUUGGUUUGAAGCGCUGUGUUUACGUAGACGACACAAGCAUUCCCUGUCCUACCAUUCGCUGCAGAGCUCCAGCAGCGAGGAGAGUGACCAUGAAGAGAUAGAGGAGGAGGAUAAUUCAGCCCUAUUACAAGGACUGGACCCCAAAGAAUGGAAGCAACAAGAUCAUUAUGCAGUUCUAGGGUUGAGUAAAAUCAGAUAUAAGGCCACAGAAAACCAGAUCAAAAAAGCUUAUAAAAGUAUGGUAUUAAAACACCAUCCAGACAAAAGGAAAGCCAGGGGGUUAAAGGUCGGAGAUGGAGAGGAUGAUUAUUUCACAUGUAUUACAAGAGCAUAUGAAAUUUUGGGAAACAAAACAAAGCGGCGGUCGUAUGACAGUGUGGAUCCACAGUUUGAUGAUGAUGUGCCGUCUGUUGAUGAUGAAUCAAAGAAAAAUUUCUUUAAAGUGUUUGGCCCGGUUUUUGAAAGGAAUUCAAGAUGGAGCAACCGAAGGAUAGUUCCAGGUCUUGGGACAGACUCCACUUCUAUAGAAGAUGUCAAUAAAUUCUAUUCAUUCUGGUAUGAUUUUGAUUCCUGGAGAGAGUAUUCAUAUUUAGAUGAGGAGGAGAAAGAAAAGGGAGAGAAUCGUGAAGAGAGAAGGUGGAUAGAGAAACAAAACAAAGCAGCCAGACAGAGGUUAAAAAAGGAGGAAAUGGCUCGGAUCAGACAAUUAGUGGAUAAUGCGUAUGCCUGUGAUCCCCGUGUGAUACGGUAUCGGGAAGAGGAGAAAGAGAAAAAGGAAGCUCAGAAACGUGCCAAAAAGGAAGCUGCUAGGCAGAAGGCCCUGGAGGAGGAGAGGAUAAAACAAGAAGCAUUAGAAGAGGAAAGAAAGAAAAAAGAGAAAGAGGAAGAAGAAGCAAAAGCUCAGGCUGCAAUUGCCAAAAAAGAAAAAGAAGCACAGAAAAAGUUAAUUAAAAAGGAGCGCAAAACAUUGAGAACAGUAGCAAAGGAUAUGAAUUAUUUCACUGAAAAAGAAGAUGAGAGAGUGACCAACAUGGCAGAUGUAGAAAGACUGGCAGACCAACUCUCACUCCUAAAGUUACAGUCACUUAAUGAAGCCAUGGCAGCAGAUGGAGGACAAAAAGCAAAGGAGGCAUUUUCCUCAGCAGUUGAAGAGCUGAACAAACAGAUUGAGGAAGAGAAACAAAAACACCUGGAGGCCGUACAGAAACAGUCAGGGGGAGAUAACUCACAGGGUUCUAAAAAAACGUGGCUGGAGUCAGAAAUUCAGUGCAUGAUUAAAGGAGUCAAUCUGUUCCCUGCAGGGACAAAAGAGAGAUGGGAAGUGAUUUCCAGUUUUAUCAAACAGCAUGUCCCAGACAGUAACAAAAAUGCAAAAGAUGUUCUUCACAAAGCCAAGGAACUGCAGAAAAAUGACACUUUCCUAAAACAAAAUGCUGAUAAGAAGGCCUUCGAGAACUUUGAGAAAAAUGUGAAGACUGCAAAUGUACAAGCCAAACCCAAAGAGGGCGUGGUUAGUGAGAGAUUCGAGAGUAUAGGGGAACAGCAGGUGAGAGAGGCAGGAACAAACCCCGCCCCCUGGUCACCGGAGGAACAGAAACACCUGGAGCAGGCCCUGAAGACGUUCCCCGCCAGUACCCCAGACAGAUGGGACAGGAUCAGUGAGUGUAUCUCAAGUCGCAGCAAAAAGGACUGCAUGAAACGCUACAAGGAACUUGUGGAAAUGGUGAAAGCAAAGAAAGCAGCUCAAGAUGCAACUGCGAAGAAAAAAUAAACAGAAGAUGAAAUUCGUCCUGGCAUUCAUGAAUCUGGAUCUUAGGAUUCAGUAUUAAGUAUCAGUGAACAACUACAGAUUAUUAGAAACCUAUUCUGGGUUAUUGCUCAUUAGUCACUGUGAAGAAUUACAUUCUCACUCGUGCGUCUACUUCCAUUGUUUGGUCCCAGAAGCGCACAAUGCCAGAGGGUUCCUAUGAUGUACAUUUGUUACUCGCUAUGCCUUUUGAAACCCUGAAAUUUGUCAAGAGUACAUUAAGACAUAAUGGAUUUUUCAUUUGUGUACAUGAAAAUUUCUAACAUUGUUGUAAUUGUUGAUACCUGAUGGAUCAUAUUGGCAAUCUGUGAUACAAAUUGUUUAUAACAUCAUUUACAGUUGCGUAUUAAACAUUUUCCAAGUUAAAA